This is a messenger RNA of Porites lobata, 582 nucleotides long. The record is from the annotation of a GenBank genome assembly. NCBI's taxonomy places the organism in Eukaryota, Metazoa, Cnidaria, Anthozoa, Scleractinia, Poritidae.
AUGUCAAAUCAAGCUGGCUCGCUCGACUUUUCUAAGCCAUGGGAACUCAGUGAUGUUUUGUUGGUUGUGGAAGAAGAAAGAUUUCAUGUUCAUCGCUGUAUUCUGGGUAUGUGGUCCGAAGUAUUCUCAACGAUGUUUACCUCACAGUUCAAAGAGAAAACCGCUGAAGAAGUUCCUCUUCCGGGAAAGAAAGCAGCUCAAAUCAAGGAAAUGUUGCUGGUGAUUUACCCAACAUCUGCAAAACCGAUCGAUGGAAGCAACUAUGCCUUUUUGCUUGACCUUGCUAAAGAGUACAUGAUGACUAAGAUCACUGAGAAAUGUGAAAAAUACCUCAUUGGUCGUUUAGGCUCGGCCAUGAGUUUCCAAGGUCGUUGUAAAUGCGGAAAUAUGCGUUACUACGUGUCGAAGGGAGAUUGUUUAGAACUUUUAGUCAUCGCCGAAAACUAUGGACUGGAUAGGUUGGAAACGGCGUGCAUCGAGAGAGCAAAGCAGAUCAAAUUCGCGGAGCUGAAAAAUGAUAAGAACUUCGACAAAAUCUGUGCUUCUAACUAUCGGAAGAUAGUUGAGGGUAUGUUACUAUAA